This is a messenger RNA of Theobroma umbraticum, 947 nucleotides long. Its product is annotated as BTB/POZ domain protein TNFAIP protein. The record is from RefSeq and is a predicted model, not a curated record. NCBI's taxonomy places the organism in Eukaryota, Viridiplantae, Streptophyta, Magnoliopsida, Malvales, Malvaceae.
UACUCUUCACUGUUUGUCAGUGUUUCUCAGUUGAGUUUCAAAAUCCACAACCAACAAACAAUAACAUGGCUUCCUCAAUUUCCUUAACAUCCACUCCCCCUUCCACCUCCCCUCCCUUCCACCAUAGAAACCUAUUCCUUUCAUUUCCAGUCUCAAUCCGCAUCUCAAGCAACAGCUCUGCCUCUGCACUACUCCCUCUCUGCUUUGCUGCUAAGUCCCAGACGGGUGGACCCGUCAAGAAACGGUCGUCCUCAGCGGCAGGGAAUAAGAGGAGGAGGAAGGGGAGAAAUGGGGAUGAUGAUAAUUUGAAGGAGCUAACAUUGAGGGAUGUUGAGAUUGUGGAAGAAAAUGUUGAUGAUGAUGAAGGGUCAUCUUCUUCUUCUUCUUCUACUACUACUACUGCUACGCGUGCUUUAGCUUAUCAUCCUCCGCCGCUGCCCAAACCACCUGCUGGGUUCGUGGUUGAUGAUACUGGCAGGGUUCUCAUGGCCUCAAACAAGAGAAUUGCCACUAUGGUUGAUUCUGCCAACAACAAUCCAUUAGAGUGUGUUAUAAGGAGGGUAUUCGAAAGUUCUCAGGGGGAUGAAUGUAUGCUGCUCUGCCCAGUUGACACGCCUGUUCAGAUAUUGAAGAGCACAAAUAUUGAUGGAUGGUCAGCUGUCAGUGAUGAAGAAGUUGAAGCUAUUCUUCCUACAGCUGCAUAUGCUCUUGCAAAAAUACAUAUGCAUCUGGUCAAUAGUGGAUUCUGUUACACAGCUCGGGGAGGAUUUUGCUACUCAGAAGAUGACAUCUUUGAUUUCCGCUCAGAUGAUGGUCAAGAUAUAGAUGGCUUGCCAACUGAAGGCAUAGAAAUUACGUGCUUCCAUCUGGUAAUAACCCUCAAUUUUCUUUCCAUUUCAAAGUUUCAUCUGAAGUUGAAGUGGCUUGCAUAAGUGUCUUCUAAGAUC